This is a messenger RNA of Aedes aegypti (yellow fever mosquito), 1289 nucleotides long. RefSeq names its product cytochrome P450 4c21-like. The coding region runs from base 58 to 1191 and encodes 377 amino acids. Gene Ontology annotation, molecular function: oxidoreductase activity, acting on paired donors, with incorporation or reduction of molecular oxygen; monooxygenase activity; iron ion binding. The transcript is spliced from 4 exons. NCBI's taxonomy places the organism in Eukaryota, Metazoa, Arthropoda, Insecta, Diptera, Culicidae. The record is from RefSeq and is a predicted model, not a curated record.
UCGAUUGCAGAUAAGCUGUGGAAAGGCCAACGGAAAGCUUUGAAUCCAACCUUCAACAUGAAAAUAUUGAAUAGCUUCAUUCCCAUUUUUGAGGACUGCAGUUCGAGAAUGGUGGCUGAUUUAUUCAAAUGGGCAAAUGGCGACACGGUGGAUAUGUUUCAUUUUACUUCCAAGUGUACUUUGGAAAUGGUGUGUGCAACCACGUUAGGAAGUAACGUGCUGGAACGAGAAGGAAGUGAUGAAUUUCUACGAAACAUGGAAGGAUUAUUUGAGCUAGUGGGCAAAAGAAUGCUCAGUGUUGAAUUGUUCCUAGAUUCUAUUUAUCGAUUGACUAGUUAUCACAGAAAGGAGAUGAAGAUACGGAAAAAGAUUAACGAAUUUUCUGGAAACAUAAUCAAAGAAAAGCGACGAGAGCAUAUGUCCUGUUUGAAUCAACAACACCUUCAUGAUGAAUCAACCCUGACGAAAGAUGAAGAUGAUAUUCGGAAGCCUCAAAUAUUUAUCGAUCAAUUGUUGUCACUAUCCAACAGCAGUCGUCCGUUCACAGAUGAAGAGAUUUUGCACAAUGUUUUAACCAUUAUGAUAGCCGGCAACGAUACCUCCGGCCUAGGGGUGGCCCAUGCUUGUCUUUUUCUAGCCAUCUACCCGGAUAUCCAGCAGAAAGUAUACGACGAAGUGAUGAAACACUUUCCUCCCGAUGGACCUAACGAUCGCAUAUCCCUUGAUGCCGAUUCCCUUCGACAGCUCGAGUACACCGAGAUGUUCCUGAAGGAAGUUCUUCGUCACUGCCCGGUGGCUCCCACUGUGGCUCGUCAAAACUUGAAGGAACUGGAACUGGACGGCGUGCGUAUUCCGGCGGGGAACAUACUGUCGUUUUCGUUCUUUGCGUUGCAUAGGCGGAAGGACAUUUGGGGACAGGAUGCGGAAAAAUUUGAUCCGGAGAAUUUCGCACCGGAACGGUGCGAAAAGCGACAUCCUUACGCUUUUAUGCCGUUCAGUAGUGGGUCUAGGAAUUGUAUAGGAGGCCGUUAUGCGAUGAUAAGUAUGAAGGUGAUGAUAGUGUAUAUUGUGCGGAAUUUUUCGCUGAAGACAAAUUUGAGGCAUUCAGAUUUAAGAUACAAAUUUGGAAUGACUCUGAAGUUACCGUUUGCGCAUGCUAUACAAGUAUAUAAAAGAAACAUUGAACAAUGAAUCUUCGAAAUGAACUAUAUUUGUUUUUGUAGAAUGCCAUCGUGAUUAAGUGAAUAUGAUUCUAAUUUUUAUUCAUCGUCAUUGUCGUUUAUGGGCUU